AUUGUCCAGAUUUUUACUUGGAAUACAGUACUUUAUUUCAUCUUAGAUCAUUCAAUUGUCAAUUAAAUUAGGAUGACUAUUGUUAAAAUAGUUACAUCUUGAAUUAAUCAGUCGGCAGUACACAUUUUAACUAACUUUGUCUCGCCCCGCCGUGUAUGCUGACUGUUAGCUAAACUACACAGCCUGACAUGUGGCUCAGCGCCUGAAUGGUUUCCUAGAGAUCACUUAAAUUCACACCAUCCCACCGCUUUAAAGAAUCACUCAGAAGCCCUUUCAGAUAGAAUAAAGCCGCCCAAUUCCAGGCUCCAACUUUUUCCUUUGAUUUUUAUGGACUGCCUCUGGCAGUCUGGGUAUAUAAGUGCAGCCAGCCAAGGCUUUGAAAGUGUUUUUCCAAGUUUCACAGUGAAGUAGAUGUUUGCCGCUUGCGUGACAGCAAUUAGACAGCUGUUGUGAACUGGAAGAAUCCACUUUAAUGGGAAAAUAAAAGAAGGACUGAGGAUAGAAAUAUAGCAUCAAUAUAGAAUCACCAUUAUAUCUUGCAAUUAUUAAAAUGUGACAAGAGUUCUCAUACAGGGGAAAAAAAAUCUCAUGGACAAUAGGAUGAUAAUAAAUUAAUUAAUCACACAGUAAAUUAAAUAGAACUCGAUAAUUUUGCCACCAUUAACAUAUUCGCAUUUGAAAAGCAAAUGGUAAAUUUAUAGGUCAUGGCACCAGUCAUGAUGAACUAGCGCAUACUUUAGCCACAUUGGAGUGACACCUCAGGCUAAAGCAGAUUAAACAAACGCUUCUUUAGGUAGCUCGUCAACUUUGGUUCGGUAUGUUUUUCACCAAAAUACGUAGUAUUCAUGCCAAAAUGUUGUGUUGCUGCUGGAUGUUCAUCGUACCCAAGUGAUACUGUAAGAUUUAAGGAAGGAGACAGAUGCCAACAUUGAGUUCUGUUCUGUUGGGGUGAUCAUUUUCACUAAGGAUUGCGUCGAAGGAACAUUUUUACAAGAAGCAUUUUAAUUGAAAGUACGCUAUAAACGCAGUUUGUAACAAUAAGCUAUUCCAACAGUACAUGGAAGAGAGAGUAAGUGACUAAGUUGUUUACAUAAUGUCUACGAAACAUAAUUCCACCAUAGUAACAAGGCUGCAAAGCAUUAUACAUCUUUAUAUUAGAACGAUGCGUUUACCAUGGGGGGCAGUGACAAAGAUGUAUCCUCAAUACAUCCGCAAUACAAUCCAACAUGCUAUAAGAACCCCUUUAUGCUCAUUAGGAUAAGAAUUUACACUUACCAUUGAGUCUUUUGAAGGCAACUAAUCUUCAUAUCCAUGUCUUAAGCCUUAAAUCCAUGUUCUGCAUCAAAUUUUUCUUCCUUUUUGAAAAUAAUCACUGUAAACAUGUGUUAUACACCACAGCGAGAGAUACUUACUGGAGCCGUGAACAAAAAUCGAACAUAUUUAAGCAAAGUUGAUGAAUCAUGUCAUGGACCCUUGAAAAUGAAAGUAAAACUCUUAUCUUGUCUGCAUUGCAAAAUAUAAAAAGUGCUAGAGAUGUACUACAGGUAUAUCACUGUGUGUGUGUGUGUGAGUGUGAUGCAAUGCAGUUUGUUUAGAAUGGGGACCACCAUGAGAACAGCAAGGAGGGGAGCACAUGACUCUGUUGCCAUGGCGUUCAGGUUGUCGUGCAAUUGGUGGUACCCUGGUGGGCUGCAGUCUGAAAGCUCAUCUGUUGUGUCUCGUCAUCUCUGCAUCUUUUCUGCGGAAUCGGCAGCAGCGAGACGACAGAGUAUUAUAGACUAGACCUAAAUAGUAGUGACGCACUCAUCUUUAAACUAGAACUUAAUGUUAGACCUGGCUUACUAUGAGCCCCUGCAGCCUGUCUCACUGUGGUAAAUGAAUACCCAGCAAUCCCUUUGCCGUGUGAUAAACACUCUGCUUUUGAAACCUCACAUUGCGCAGUAUGCAUCAGAUCUGUUCUGCAUUACUGAGCCAAGGGUAGCGAUUUAAGAAGAGGGGGGAGCAAUAAAGAUGGAGAGGUAGCGAAAUAAAGAUUUGGAGCAUUGGGGGAUUCUCCAAACUCACGUUUUCUGCAGUGCUGUUUUUGACUGAUUGUUCAGCAGGGGGUGGGAAGCAAAAAAAAAAAAAAAAAAAAAAAGAGCGAGAUCCACCAGUCACUGUUCACCUUAGGGGACUCUUCAGCUAAAGCGCAAAACCCCCACCCCCGCCGUUCUCCUCGCUACAUCUCUCUCUCCAUCGCCGUCUCUCUUCUCUGUUUGGAGCCUGCCCUUCCUCCGCCUCAUACAAUCUGGGCACAGGAAGGCUGGAUUUCCCCCCUCUAUGUCACUGGAUCCCAUCUGGAUGGUGGCUGGAGGCAAGACAGGUUUCGAAAGAGGGGUAGAAGCAGCAGGAUACAGAAAACAAAAGGAAAUGUAUUGAUUGCAUCGCGGGCGGGGGGGAUUCCGUCACUCGUUAGGGAAAACACCGGACGAUGUGAGGACACGCUUCUAACGGAAAAUGCGGAUCUCUGCCGCAGCCCCAUUUCGGAGUCCUAACAUGGGGUGCUUUUACCUGGUGUCGUCGGCACUAGAAAUCUGAGCGAUUCGGGUGCAACGGGAGGUCUCGGGCUGUAGGUCCUGAGCUCAGCCUUGGGGGUCCACUCAGAGAGGAGCGUACAGGGCUUCUGCUGGGGAGCGCCAGGGGCUCAGCACAGCUCAGCACCAUGCCUGAGGCCAACUACCUGUUCUCUGUGUCAUGGGGAUACAUCAAGUUCAAAAGGAUGCUGAACCGGGAGUUAAGCCACCUGUCUGAGAUGAGUCGCUCGGGCAACCAAGUGUCAGAGUACAUCUCCAACACCUUCCUAGACAAACAGAAUGAGCUGGAGCUUCCAUGUCCGGUUCCCAAGUCAAGGGAAAGGAAGCGGAGGCAAGGCCAGCAGCAGCAACAACAGCAAGGGGGAAUGAUGACUCAAAUCGGCCAGGUGAGGAAGAGCAGCUACGCGACCUGUAUCUCUGGAAGCACCAACAGCCGCUUUGGAGUCAAGACAGACCAGGAAGAACUGCUGUCGAAGGACCUGGAAGGCAUCAAUAAAUGGGGACUGAAUAUCUUCAAGGUGGCAGAGCACUCUCACAACCGGCCCCUCACGUGCAUCAUGUACGCCAUCUUCCAGGAGCGAGACUUGAUGAGAACGUUCAAGAUUCCAACAGACGCCUUUGUGACGUUUAUGCUGACCCUGGAGAGCCACUAUCACUCUGAUGUGGCCUACCACAACAGCCUGCACGCCGCAGACGUGGCCCAGUCCACUCACAUCCUCCUGUCCACUCCGGCACUGGAUGCAGUCUUCACUGAUCUGGAGAUCUUGGCAGCUAUUUUUGCAGCUGCAAUUCAUGACGUGGAUCACCCAGGAGUGUCCAACCAGUUUCUAAUCAACACCAACUCCGAACUGGCUCUGAUGUACAACGAUGAGUCGGUGCUGGAGAACCACCACCUGGCUGUGGGUUUUAAACUGCUGCAGGAAGAGAACUGCGACAUUUUCCAGAACCUGACCAAGAAACAGAGGCAGACUCUCAGGAGGAUGGUGAUAGACAUGGUUCUGGCAACUGACAUGUCGAAACACAUGAGCCUGUUGGCAGAUCUGAAGACUAUGGUGGAAACCAAGAAGGUGACCAGCUCUGGAGUCCUCCUGUUGGACAACUACACCGACAGGAUGCAGGUUCUCCGUAACAUGGUUCACUGUGCUGAUCUGAGCAAUCCCACCAAGCCUUUGGAUCUGUACCGACAGUGGACAGACAGGAUCAUGGAUGAGUUCUUCCAUCAGGGAGACCGAGAAAGGGAGCGGGGUAUGGAGAUCAGCCCCAUGUGUGACAAACACACAGCAUCGGUGGAGAGGACGCAGGUGGGCUUCAUUGACUACAUCGUGCAUCCUCUGUGGGAGACGUGGGCCGACCUGGUCCACCCGGAUGCCCAGGACAUCCUGGAUAUGCUGGAGGACAAUAGAAACUGGUAUCAGGGUAUGAUCCCUCAGAGCCCCUCCCCUCCGUUUUACUCGAGUGACAGAGAAACCGGAUCACACGGGGAGGUGGAGGGCGGCCCCGUGGCAAGCAAAUUCCAGUUUGAACUGACGCUGGACGACCAGGAAAGCGAGAGCGUGGAAAUGGUGUGCGACGGCGUGACACUCCAAGGUCAUCCCUCGCAUCAGGAGGGGGUCGACGCGGCCACACAUGACGUCUCCCCAGCGGAGACAUAGCCGGAGUGAGGGUUUUUCGAUGGUGAGGGAUGAGAGUCCAGCAUCUGUUUUGCUGUUUUUGGCUUCAUUUAAUUGCAGUGGAGAAAUCCUGCAAUGGAGCUCUUUGGAGCUUCCUGGCUGAAGGGGCCUUUCUGAAAAAAUGGGGCACCCCCUGCUGAAGAGGCUCGGAAACCCUGUGGCGGUUUGUUUUGGACGAUUUGGGCGAUUUCAGUGCAGAAACUUGGAGGUCACCGGCAAAGAAGGGGAUGCGGAUAUUAUACAUUUGUGUACUGGGAUGAGUGAAAAUUCCAAACUUGCACUUCAGGACAUUUGUUAUACUUCUUUAAAAAAAAAACAAAAAAAAAACUGUAUUGUGUUUUGAUUGGACGCCAUGCAGUUAAGUGUCCAGCAACACGUCUUAAAAAUGUGUGUGCCUUUUUUUUUUUUUUUUUU
This is a messenger RNA of Doryrhamphus excisus (bluestripe pipefish), 4657 nucleotides long. RefSeq names its product 3',5'-cyclic-AMP phosphodiesterase 4B-like. Gene Ontology annotation, biological process: signal transduction. Gene Ontology annotation, molecular function: 3',5'-cyclic-nucleotide phosphodiesterase activity. The record is from RefSeq and is a predicted model, not a curated record. Lineage: Eukaryota; Metazoa; Chordata; Actinopteri; Syngnathiformes; Syngnathidae.